Messenger RNA from Calliphora vicina (urban bluebottle blowfly), 4134 nucleotides. It is a transcript of the gene SMC1, whose product is annotated as structural maintenance of chromosomes 1. The transcript has 14 exons. Bases 35 to 3763 code for a protein of 1242 amino acids. NCBI's taxonomy places the organism in Eukaryota, Metazoa, Arthropoda, Insecta, Diptera, Calliphoridae. Gene Ontology annotation, molecular function: protein binding; ATP hydrolysis activity; ATP binding. Gene Ontology annotation, biological process: sister chromatid cohesion. Gene Ontology annotation, cellular component: cohesin complex; chromosome; nucleus. The record is from RefSeq and is a predicted model, not a curated record.
AAAACAUACACAAUAUAUAUUAUUAAAAAUAACUAUGACGGAAGAAGAAAAUGCUGAUACAACAUUAACGGCAGCUGACCAAAUGCCGUCAGAAAAUGAUGUGGCUUUCUUGGAGUUUAUUGAAAUGGAAAAUUUCAAGUCUUAUCGAGGCCAUGUAGUGGUAGGACCAUUAAAACAAUUUACCGCAGUUAUAGGACCCAAUGGUUCCGGAAAAUCAAAUUUCAUGGAUGCCAUCAGUUUUGUUAUGGGUGAGAAGACUACCAGUUUGCGUGUGAAACGUUUAAACGAUUUAAUACAUGGCUCUUCUAUUGGUAAGCCAGUGUCCCGCAGUUGUUACGUCACGGCAAAAUUUAUAAUUGGGCCCAUACAAAUGGAUUUUCAACGGGCUGUUAUUGGUGGCUCUUCGGAAUACCGCAUUAAUGGCGAAGUGGUUUCGAGUAAUACAUAUUUGGGAAAAUUGGAAAAGUUGGGCAUCAAUGUCAAGGCUAAAAAUUUCUUGGUGUUUCAGGGAGCUGUCGAGAAUAUUGCCAUGAAAACACCAAAGGAACGCACAGCUUUAUUUGAGGAAAUUAGUGGAUCUGGUAAUUUAAAGGAAGAUUACAAUCGUUUGAAACAGGAAAUGAUAUUGGCCGAAGAAGAAACUCAAUUCACGUACCAAAAGAAAAAAGGCGUUGCCGCCGAACGUAAAGAAGCCAAACAUGAAAAAAUGGAAGCUGAUCGCUAUGCUCGGCUUAAAAAUGAAUAUAACGAAAAACAAGUUGAAUAUCAAAUAUUUCGCUUGUAUCACGUUGAAAAGGACAUUCAGCGCUUAAAUGAAGACAUUGUAAGUAAACAACAAGAAAUCAAAGAAGUCGAAAAACGCAAGGAACAGUCUGACGAAGUGCUAAAGGAAAAGAAAAAAGAUGCGGGAAAGCUUAAUCGCGAAAUGGCUAAACUCGAUCAGGAGGCACGAGAAUUUGAGACACAAAUGAAUAAAAAACAUCCACUCUAUAUAAAGGCAAAGGAAAAAGUAGCCCAUUGCCAGAAAAAGCUAAAAUCGCUGGCCAAAACUUUGGAAACGGCCCGCGAAGCUGAUACUGCCCACCAACAGGACAUACGAAAGCUGGAAAAACAAUUGGCUGAAGUCGAACAAAUGAAAAAACGUUUCGAAGAUGAAAUUGAGAAUGAAUCACAAAAACGCGGCAAAAGCGUACACAUGGAAGAGGGUCUGGUGCAAGAAUACGAUCGUCUUAAACAGGAAGCUGAAGCUACCGCCACCCAGUAUCGUUCCCAAUUGGAUUCGGUGAAUCGCGAACAAAAAUCCGAUCAAGAUUUAUUGGAUGGCGAAACAAAUCGCAGAGCAUCGGUGGAGGAGGCUCUCAAGAAACUGACCCUGCAACGUGAGGAGGCUGUUAAGCGGCGUGACAAACUAAUGGAUCAUAUUAAAGCAUCCGAAGCUGCUUUGGAAGAGCAGAAUCGUAUUAAGGACGAACUGAAACGUGAUGUGGGUUGUUCAAAAGAGAAAAUUGCCGAAAUUCAAAGAGAAUUAGAGAAUGUACGUGAUCAAUUGGGUGAUGCUCGAAGUGAUAAACAUGAAGAUGCUCGACGAAAAAAGAAACAAGAAGUUGUGGAAUUAUUUAAGAAACAGGUGCCAGGAGUGUAUGAUCGCAUGAUUAACAUGUGUCAGCCCACACAUAAACGUUACAAUGUUGCCGUUACCAAAGUUCUGGGUAAAUUCAUGGAAGCCAUUAUUGUGGACACUGAAAAAACAGCGCGACAAUGUAUUCAGAUACUGAAAGAACAAAUGUUAGAAGUGGAAACAUUUUUGCCCUUGGACUACCUACAAGUCAAACCUUUAAAGGAACGUUUAAGAAAUAUCAGUGAACCACGUAAUGUUAAGCUGGUGUUUGAUGUCUUAAAAUUUGAACCACGAGAAAUAGAGCGGGCUGUUCUAUUCGCCACCGGCAAUGCCUUGGUUUGCGAAACUCCUGAGGAUGCCAUGAAAGUGGCAUAUGAAUUAGAUCGUUCACGUUAUGAUGCCUUAGCUUUAGAUGGUACAUUUUAUCAGAAAUCUGGUCUUAUAUCCGGCGGCAGUCAUGAUUUGGCGCGCAAAGCCAAACGAUGGGAUGAAAAACACAUGGCCCAGUUAAAAUCGCAAAAGGAUCGUUUAACUGAGGAGCUCAAGGAAUUGGUAAAGAAGUCGAGAAAACAAAGUGAAUUGGCCACCGUGGAAUCACAGAUAAAAGGCUUGGAAAAUCGUUUAAAAUACAGUAUGGUGGAUUUAGAAUCCUCGAAAAAGUCCAUACAACAAUUCGAUAAUCAAUUGAAGCAAGUUCAAACACAAUUAGAUGAAUUUGGGCCUAAAAUUACUAAAAUUGAGACCCGAAUGGAGAAACGGGAUGAAUAUAUACAAGAAAUCAAAGAAAACAUGAACAAUGUAGAAGAUAAAGUUUUCGCAGCCUUCUGUCGCCGUUUGAAUUGCAAAAACAUACGUCAAUACGAAGAAAGAGAGUUGGUAAUGCAGCAGGAAAGAGCACGAAAAAGAGCAGAAUUUGAGCAACAGAUUGAUGCCAUAAAUACACAGUUGGAUUUUGAAAAGCAAAAAGUUACCAAAAAAAAUCUCGAACGUUGGGAACGUAGUGUCCAGGACGAAGAAGACGCCUUGGAGGGUUUAAGGGCAGCUGAAAAACGUUAUCUCAAAGAAAUCGAUCUGGACAAAGAAAAAAUGGAAAAGUUAAAACAGGAAAAACAAACCAAGAAACAGGCAGUCGACGAUAUGGAAGAAGACAUAUCGAAGGCACGCAAAGAAGUUGCAAGUGUUGCCAAAGAAAUACACAAUUUAGGUUCACAACUGUCCGCGAUUGAGGCCAAAAUCGAGACCAAGAAAAAUGAACGUCAUAAUAUUUUGCUGCAAGCUAAAAUGGAUUGUAUAGCCAUACCUUUGCUCAAAGGUUCCUUGGAUGAUUGUGUGAGUCAAGGUGAUUCGGAAGCGACGACAAGUGCUACAUCAACUUCCUUAAUUUUAGAAAAAGAAAAUCUUAUCGAAGUAAACUACUCUAGUUUACCUCGUGAUCUAUGCAAAGUCAAAGACGAUUCUAGCUUUAAGAAAAUGAACGACCAACUUCAAAAAGAUCUCCAAGCCAAACUGGAUAUUUUGGAACGUAUACAAACACCGAAUCUAAAGGCAAUGCAAAAAUUAGAUCGUGUUACGGAAAAAGUGCAAUCGACCAAUGAAGAAUUUGAGUCGGCCCGUCGUAAGGCGAAAAAAGCAAAGGCGGCCUUUGAACGUGUUAAAAAUGAGCGGGCUGAGAAAUUCAUACAAUGUAGUAACCACAUAUCGGAUGCUAUUGAUGCCAUCUACAAGAAAUUGGCCCGUAAUGAGGCUGCACAAGCCUAUUUAGGUCCUGAUAAUCCCGAGGAACCCUAUUUGGAUGGCAUUAAUUAUAAUUGUGUAGCGCCGGGUAAACGUUUCCAACCGAUGAGUAACUUGAGUGGUGGUGAGAAGACAAUUGCUGCGUUGGCCUUAUUAUUUUCCAUACACAGUUUUCAACCUGCUCCCUUUUUUGUGCUCGAUGAAAUCGAUGCUGCUCUUGACAACACUAAUAUUGGUAAAGUGGCUUCAUAUAUACGUGAUCAUACAACAAAUUUACAAACCAUUGUUAUUUCCUUAAAAGAAGAAUUUUAUGGUCAUGCCGAUGCUUUAGUUGGCAUAACUCCUGGUGAGGGCGACUGUUUGGUUUCAAAUGUUUAUCUAUUCGAUUUAACUUUAUUCCAUGAUAAAUAAUUAUUUUUGUUUCUAUCGUUUAUUUAAUUCUAUUGAAUUUCUAACAGUAUAGCUUAAUGUAUUCUAAAUAUAAAUAUUAAUUUAGUCCACAACAAAAACGAAAUGUUGUAGUAAUUUUUAAGCGACCUAAAAUUUGUUUGUCAUUAUUUUGUUUCUUAACACUAGAUUUACUUUUACAUAUUAUGAGAGCACAUUUUUUUAAAACAAUAAAAAACUGUAAUUUAAUUUAUCUAUCUAUAUAAACUGAUCAAAAUUCAUAACAAAUGAUAAAUGAGGAAACUAUAUACAUAUACACACUGUAAAUUUGUUUCGACUAUAAAUAAAAAUUGUGUAAAGCGGGAAUUCUUUAACAUAUACAUAUAUAUAAUAAA